AAGAUAGCUGGAGGCAAAUCAUUUUCUUCCUGGAUUACCUAGCGAGAACAUCCAAAAUGAAAGCCUUUCCUCACCUCGCUCUUCUUGCCCUCCUUUGUCCAGCCUUAGUCAUGAGACAAGGCAAUGCAACCUCAAGUGCCUCUUCAAUCACAGAUUUUACAAAUACUACCAUCACAAGUACACCCACUUCUAACGCAUCUACUAUAGCUCCUACCACCACAAGUACAACUACCACAAAUACUACAAGCCCUACUGUCGCAGGUGCAUCUACUGCCGCAAAUACUACAAGCCCUACUGUCGCAGGUGCAUCUACUGCCGCAAAUACUACAAGCCCUACUGUCGCAGGUGCAUCUACUGCCGCAAAUACGACAAGCCCUACUGUCGCAGGUGCAUCUACUGCCGCAAAUACGACAAGCCCUACUGUCGCAGGUGCAUCUACUGCCGCAAAUACGACAAGCCCUACUGUCGCAGGUGCAUCUACUGCCGCAAAUACGACAAGCCCUACUGUCGCAGGUGCAUCUACUGCCGCAAAUACGACAAGCCCUACUGUCGCAGGUGCAUCUACUGCCGCAAAUACGACAAGCCCUACUGUCGCAGGUGCAUCUACUGCCGCAAAUACGACAAGCCCUACUGUCGCAGGUGCAUCUACUGCCGCAAAUACGACAAGCCCUACUGUCGCAGGUGCAUCUACUGCCGCAAAUACGACAAGCCCUACUGUCGCAGGUGCAUCUACUGCCGCAAAUACGACAAGCCCUACUGUCGCAGGUGCAUCUACUGCCGCAAAUACUACAAGCCCUACUGUCGCAGGUGCAUCUACUGCCGCAAAUACUACAAGCCCUACUGUCGCAGGUGCAUCUACUGCCGCAAAUACUACAAGCCCUACUGUCGCAGGUGCAUCUACUGCCGCAAAUACUACAAGCCCUACUGUCGCAGGUGCAUCUACUGCCGCAAAUACUACAAGCCCUACUGUCGCAGGUGCAUCUACUGCCGCAAAUACUACAAGCCCUACUGUCGCAGGUGCAUCUACUGCCGCAAAUACUACAAGCCCUACUGUCACAAAUACAACUACUUCUACCACAAAUACUACAAGCCCUACUGUCACAAAUACAACUACUUCUACCACAAAUACUACAACCUCUACUGUCAUACAUACAUCUACUGCUACCACAGAGAGUACAACUCCUAACAUUGCUACGAGUACACCUACUUCUCCCACAAGUAGUACAAUUCCUGCUACCAUCUCGAAUACAUCUACUUCUACCAUACAUACUACAGGUUCCAGCACACCUUGCAAAGAGGAUUCCUGUCAGGAUGGUUCUUUUUGUGUUAAUCUGCAUAAUGAUUAUUUUUGCUUGUGUUCAGAGGGAUAUUACUAUAAUGCUUCCACAUGCAAUAAAGGAAAGAUAUUCCCUGGUACAAUUAAGGUCAAAAUAUCAUACACAGCUGCAUUGGAAAAUAAAACUUCUGUGCUGUAUCAGGAAUUAUACAUUCUAGUUACUACAUUUUUUAAAGAUACAUUUAAAAUUUCUGAUUACGGACAGACUGUAAUUGUUAAAGUAAGCACAUCUGCUUCAGCAAGAUCUGAAAUGCGUGCUGGUAACCAGGGUGUUGACGUAGCAGUAGUAAAUAUUUUUACAGAAACUACAAAGGAAAAUGAGACAACCAUAUCAGAUGCCAUUAGAAAAGCGAUUACUACACAAACAAGUAACUUUUCAGGAUAUGACCAGCAAGAUCGGUGUGAUUACUAUGGUUGUAAAAAACCAAAUGACCAAAAUGACUGUGACAGUGGUUUACUAUGUGAGUGCCAAGAGGGGCUGGUGAGACCAAACCCACAGAUGCCUAUGUGUGUUGCUUUGGGUCCAACGUGUUCUGAAACCUGCAAUGAACAGAGAAAGAAGCAAUGCCUAGUGAUGAACAGCACGAGUGCUAACUGCAUAUGCCUGCCAGGCUACAAGGAAGAUAGUGAAGGGAUUUGUCAAAAGUGUGCGUUUGGCUACAGUGGAAUCAAUUGUAAAGACUCAUUUCAGCUGAUCCUCACAAUCGUGGGCACCAUUGCUGGCAUCGUCAUUCUUGGCAUGGUGAUUACACUCAUCGUCUCAAUGAGGUUAAAGAACAAAGACAAGAAUGGGGAAGAAGAGACCUUGAUUGAGAAGGACUCGCAAAAUCUGAGACUCAAGGAGACUGGCUUUAGCAAUCUAGGAGCAGAGGGGAGCAUCUUCCCUAAGAUCAGGGUGAACCUGCCCAGAGACAACCAGCCAGAGAACCCCUACACAAUGCCGGGUAUUCCCCGACGAGACUAUUAGAAUUUUGUAAGAAUUUGGAUCCAUCCACAGCCCCUCAACCUAACAUAUGAGCUUUUAUUUUGAAUGUUCAAAAGACUGAUGGAGAAGGGAGCAGCCUUGAAGAUCUGGCUUUUGGUACUUCUCUUCCAUCCAACAUCUAGCCUCUCCGAAUGGAAGUUGUGACUAUUUACAAUGAAUACAGCUUGUUUGCUAAGUACCUAUGAAAUUAAAUGCAUAGAGAUACUGUGAGCAUUUGCAAGAUAGUUGAUUUGCUCCAGUCAGGACAGUGGUUAGUUUUUCUUCCUGGUGGGGCAACAAUAACCAUUUCCUAUCUAGAAGGAAGCUCCCCAGGAUUAUUCACUCCUGGAAGAGUCUACAAGAAUGUUGCUUGGAGUUGAUACACUGCAGAUAAGUGGCCUAAUUUUGGAAGACUCUUACACACCAGCUAUGGAGGUCCCAGGCAAUGGGAGGAGAUACCAUCCUUCAAGGUGCUCAAGUUCAUUCUCUGGCAAGUUAAAACAGAGAUGCUACUUCUGUUCCUCAAAUAUAGGGAUUUCAUUCCCCUGCCGGGAGUUUGUGACCUGGCCUCACACCCAGGGGACAGAAAAAGAGACAUGUCUCUUAGUUUUUGAGGAGCAGUUACUGGCAAUCCAGGACCUUCUUAAUGUCAACUAGAAGGCCUGGACUGAAAAUGCCCCUCGAGCCUUGUGAUACAGAUUCCAGAGGUACUUCACGAAAGCAUCAGCCUUCCCUCAGAGGCUCAGCAGCAGCCACCAACAUACACACAGCCAAGAAUGGGGACAGUCACCUCGAGCACAGUCUUUCUUUAAUGUUAACAGUAUCCUUGCUUCUGUCUAAUGUUCUGUCUCCUUGCAAGUUAUUUUUUAUUAUUAUUAUUUGUUCUUGACUGUUAACUAUAAAAGAUAACAAAUAAAGUGUCUUUAAUA
Dama dama (fallow deer) is the source of this 3229-nucleotide messenger RNA. RefSeq names its product mucin 13, cell surface associated (gene MUC13). Lineage: Eukaryota; Metazoa; Chordata; Mammalia; Artiodactyla; Cervidae. The record is from RefSeq and is a predicted model, not a curated record. The transcript has 12 exons. Bases 57 to 2303 code for a protein of 748 amino acids.